Funneliformis caledonium is the source of this 373-nucleotide messenger RNA. NCBI's taxonomy places the organism in Eukaryota, Fungi, Glomeromycota, Glomeromycetes, Glomerales, Glomeraceae. The record is from the annotation of a GenBank genome assembly.
CCGAAGAUAGCAGUAAGAAACGAACUAGUACAUCUACUGAAGAGUCAUCUAGUAAGAAAAAGAAGACAUCUGAUAAGAAAGGCGAUUCCGCUAUAUUGAAAAAGCUUGUUAAGGUACUAAAGGAUGAUAGUAUCAAUCAAGAAUUGUCAUUCCCCACCCAGUCACUCGAAGAUAGUUAUACUCAUCUCUAUAAAGAAAUCGUUAAAGCUGAAACUCAAAAUGAUUCUGCUUGUCAAAGGGUUUUAUUUUGUUAUUUCCAAUUUGGAAAGAAGAUAUAUGAACGCCUGGACUAUUAUAAGAAUAAAAAAAAGUAUCAUGAUUGCAUGGCCCAGAGUAAGGUAGAUAAAGAAAUUAAGGAGCAGUUGCCUAAGGG